AUGUCGUCACCAACAUCUACCAACAGUUUAGCUUCAAACUUACUGUUGAUGGCUCGAAGUACAAAUUGUGGCGUCGCAUUUUUUUUGGAUAUUUGCAAAGGUGCUAAGGUCAGUGGCCACAUUACAGGAAAAUCUAAACCCAGCAGUGAUGACGAUGAAGAUUGGGAGGCCAUUGACUCACGGGUGAAAUCUUGGUUCUACUCCACAUGUGAACCGAACCUCCUUCAAAUUGUCUCGAGUGAUAAUUGUACAGCAAAGGAUUUAUGGGACAAAUUAGAUGAGUUUUUCUUGAAUAACAAGAUGUCUCGUAUGUUGCAACUUCAAGAUCAAUUUCGCAAUACCAAGAAAGGUGUUUCUUCAAUCACCGAAUAUUGUCAUGCUCUCAAAAAUAUUGUCGAUGCUCUUGCCGAUGUCGACUCCACGAUUAAUGAAAUUGAACAUGUUAUGCAAAUCCUCCAUCAAUUGCCACCGUCAUAUCAUAGCAUCAUGGAUGUAAUUACUAACACAAAACCAUUCCCGUCCUUUUUGGAAGCUAAGAAUAUGCUCCUCUUACAUGAAUCCCGUGAAGAAAACACCGACUCUACACUUGACUUGGGAAAUUCUACUACCUCGGCUUUAUAUUCCGUCUCAACUCAACCCGGAAAAUAG
Lactuca sativa (garden lettuce) is the source of this 648-nucleotide messenger RNA. RefSeq lists its product as uncharacterized. NCBI's taxonomy places the organism in Eukaryota, Viridiplantae, Streptophyta, Magnoliopsida, Asterales, Asteraceae. The record is from RefSeq and is a predicted model, not a curated record.